This is a messenger RNA of Numida meleagris (helmeted guineafowl), 495 nucleotides long. RefSeq names its product ataxin 7 like 3 (gene ATXN7L3). Gene Ontology annotation, cellular component: DUBm complex; SAGA complex. NCBI's taxonomy places the organism in Eukaryota, Metazoa, Chordata, Aves, Galliformes, Numididae. The record is from RefSeq and is a predicted model, not a curated record. Gene Ontology annotation, biological process: positive regulation of DNA-templated transcription; regulation of transcription by RNA polymerase II. Gene Ontology annotation, molecular function: transcription coactivator activity.
GUCCCUGCCCGAGGCCGAGGGCAGCGUGGAGAACGACGGCUUUGACGUGGCGGAGAGCCAGGCCCUCAUGAGCCGGCUGCAGUGGGACGGCGCCUCCGACAUCUCCCCCUCGGACUCGGCCUCCUCCAAAGCCAGUACCAACAACUCCGAGUCCCGCAAGACCAAGAAGAAGAAGCCCCACCUGGGGCUGGUGAGCGGCGCCCCGGGGCUGGGCUCCAGCAAGAAGAAGAAGCCCAAGCCCCCCGCCCCCCACACCCCCAGCAUCUACGAUGACAUCAACUGAGCCCCACGGGGCGGGCGGACGGACAGACACAGACAGACACAGACAGAUGGACGCGGGGUACCCGGGGCUGGAGGAUGCAGGACUUGGCCAUUGCCGGGGGAGGGGGGGGUGUGGGGCUGGAGUUGGGAGCCCCUGUUCGUGCCCCUCACCCCCCCAACCUGUCUCCCCCCCCAGCCCGGUGCCUCUAUUUAUUCUGUGACGUUGUUUUUGUA